UCCAACUCAUUGACCAAACCAAACAGUAAAAUAACUAAUAAGUAACAACACAAAGCGCCCCGCCAGAAAAACAAAACUUGACUUUGGAGUUCAUUCAUUCAUGCAAUCCAAAUUCUAAUCUAGGGUUCCAAAUCACUCUCCGUUGCGACCAUGUACUCCACCAAUUUGAUCGGUUUCAUUCUGGCCGUCGUCUCCAGCGCCUUCAUCGGCUCCAGCUUCAUCAUCAAGAAAAAAGGCCUCCAACGUGCCAGUCUCAACGGCUCACGUGCCAGUGGCGGAGGCUACGGUUACUUGCUGCAACCUCUUUGGUGGCUCGGAAUGGUUACCAUGAUUGUCGGAGAGAUAGCGAAUUUCGUGGCGUACGUUUAUGCCCCCGCGGUGCUUGUCACGCCGCUUGGUGCUUUGAGUAUUAUUGUUAGUGCUGUGUUGGCGCAUUUCAUGUUGAACGAGAAGCUGCAGAAAAUGGGCAUGCUGGGGUGUCUUCUGUGCAUUGUGGGGUCCACUGUGAUUGUGCUCCAUGCACCUCAAGAGAAGCCUCUUAGUUCUGUAGAAGAAAUUUGGCAGUUAGCACUUCAACCGGCAUUCUUGUUGUACACUGCCUCGACCAUCGCUGUAGCUUUCUUUUUGAUAUUGUAUUGUGCUCCUCGCUUUGGCCAGACUAAUAUUUUAGUUUAUAUUGGAAUAUGCUCCAUAAUUGGAUCCUUGACUGUCAUGAGCAUAAAAGCCAUUGGCAUUGCUAUAAGACUUACAAUUGAGGGUGCCGAUCAGUUUGUUCAGUUUCAGACAUGGAUUUUUACGAUGGUUGCUAUUUCCUGCAUCAUUACGCAGUUAAAUUAUCUUAAUAUGGCAUUGGAUACUUUUAACACAGCAGUUGUUUCUCCGAUCUACUAUGCCUUGUUCACAUCUUUUACAAUAUUAGCUAGUGCAAUCAUGUUUAAGGACUAUUCUGGUCAAAGUAUAAGCAGUAUUGCAUCAGAGUUAUGUGGUUUCAUUACUGUUUUAUCUGGUACAACUGUAUUACACAGUACAAGAGAGCCAGAUCCUCCAGUCAAUACAGAUUUGUAUAGUCCCUUGUCUCCAAAAGUAUCGUGGUAUAUCCAAGGCAAUGGCGAACCUUGGAAACAGAAAGAAGAAGAUGGGCCACCCUUUAAUUUAAUUACAGUUAUCCGGCAAGACCAUUUCAAGUGAUACAGAAUUCUACUGGUGGAGAAAGAAGUUAGAUCUGUCCGUUGCUUGAUGUAGCAGGGUUAUGUACAUUAAGCAACAAAAUGUGGCAGUUAUACGGUUUGGCUCUGACCCCAUCUAUUUGAUUUAGCUAGAUUUAAAAGACUAUAUCAUCACAUUGUGCAGACAGAGACGAGAUAUUGCUUUAUUUUUUGGGGGGUUUUGUUCAUUGGUAUCAUUUGAAAUGAAAGCUUGAUUGCUAUCAUCUAAAAUGCCAGGGGUGAUGUAUCUUCGAGUUUGCAUCAUCAUCAUCUAGUUUUGCAUUAUUUUCCCCCUCUUGUAUUCCUUUCCCCAAUUGUAUUUUUUGUGGUCUAUCCCCCCUUCCCCCUUCCUUUGAUUUAUCUCUGAACAUUGAGAAAUCUAAUCUAUGUAUAUUGAUCGAUGUAACUUUAGUUUAAUAGAAGGAUGUGGAUAUGUAUAUGUAUGGAUAUCUAUAAUAUUCUACUUCUACAA
This is a messenger RNA of Glycine soja, 1677 nucleotides long. RefSeq names its product probable magnesium transporter NIPA6. Gene Ontology annotation, molecular function: magnesium ion transmembrane transporter activity. The record is from RefSeq and is a predicted model, not a curated record. Bases 151 to 1188 code for a protein of 345 amino acids. Gene Ontology annotation, cellular component: membrane. Lineage: Eukaryota; Viridiplantae; Streptophyta; Magnoliopsida; Fabales; Fabaceae. The transcript has 9 exons. Gene Ontology annotation, biological process: magnesium ion transport.